GUAUUUGUAGAUGGACAGAGAAGUGUGACAUCACUGAGCCUUCUGUAGAUAUAAGUAGUGAAGCUGAGAGAGUUUGUCAGACUGAAGGAGAAGCAGCAGUUUGUCUCUGUUUCCUCUGAAGGUGAAGACACAACAUCUCUUCAGUUUGACCUGCAGACAGAUCCACAUCAGGACUUUGAUCACCUCAUUUCAGCAGAAACCUGACAAUGAAGAUGAUUCCACUCCUCAUCCUCCUCUUUGCUCCGCUGUUGAUCAGCGGUGAUGCGCUCACCUACCCGAUGGACUGCAGCGACAUCCACAAACAAAACCAGAGCAAACCCAGUGGAGUGUACACCAUCUAUCCUGUUGGAGGAAGGUCUGCUGUCCAGGUGUACUGUGACAUGGAGUCAGUUGGAGGAGGGUGGACGGUGUUCCAGAGGAGGAUGGACGGCUCAGUGAACUUCUACAGGCCCUGGGACCAGUACAAGUUCGGCUUUGGUAGCGCUACUGGAGAGUACUGGCUCGGUCUUAAAAACAUCCACUCCCUGACAAAUGAGAGAAAAAACGAGCUGCUGGUCGACAUGGAGGACUUUGAUGGAAAGAAAGUGUUUGCUCGGUACUCCUCGUUCUCUGUUGGUACAGAAUGUGACGGAUACAAACUGCAAGUGUCUGGAUUCAUCGAUGGAGGGGCGGGAGACUCCCUGAGUUAUCACAAUGAACAGAAGUUCUCCACCUUCGACAAAGACCAGGACUCUUCAAGCUCCAACUGUCCCAAAAUACGUCUGGGGGCGUUCUGGUACAAGAGCUGUCACUAUGCAAACCCCAACGGUGUUUAUCGCUGGGGGGCUGAUGACAGUAUAGAUUAUCUUGGAGUGGAAUGGUACUACUGGAAGGGCUGGAACUACUCCCUGAAGGCCAUCAGCAUGAAGAUCCGUCCUGUGCAGUAAAUCUCCAGGACCAGCAGAAUAUCAGAUGUUGAUCUCUUUCUCUCUUUUCUCUCAUCUCUGGUGUAAUCUCACAUAAUCAGUAGAAUCAAACAGACACAUAGACUCUGAUCAGAUGCUAAUAGCUGCAUUAACUUCCAACAGUUUGUUAAAACAUGAAUCAAUAGUUGACAUAAACAUUUCCAGCUUAGAUAAAGUCAGAGUUUGACUGUGUGUGUGAGCAGCUGCUGUGUGUAAAGUCUUGUGUCAAACAGCUGUUGGUGUAGAGAAGUGAUUGGACCGGUGGCUCUCCUAUACUACUCAGUUUCAACACAACCUUUGGUGGAGGUUUGAACCCUGAUGUGAAUCAUUAUCUGCUGGACAAUGACAAUAAAUCAGAAGCAAAGCAAAAACAUGAA
Lates calcarifer (barramundi perch) is the source of this 1321-nucleotide messenger RNA. RefSeq names its product microfibril-associated glycoprotein 4. The transcript is spliced from 7 exons. The record is from RefSeq and is a predicted model, not a curated record. NCBI's taxonomy places the organism in Eukaryota, Metazoa, Chordata, Actinopteri, Centropomidae. Gene Ontology annotation, biological process: elastic fiber assembly. Bases 207 to 926 code for a protein of 239 amino acids.